AUGCAACCGGCAGGUUACCGAGCGCCAACCUUAGAACGCGGCCUCGAGCUUGCUCUCCUUUCAUUCUUCCUUAGGUCUAGAUGGACAGUGCGAAGGCAUUUGCUUGUUGAAGCAAACAACACAAUCAAUGUAUUGCAUGGAUUAACUGAUCUGGUGCUCAUUGACAUCUAUGGCUUCUCAGAAUAUCCCGACAAACACCUCCAACUUGAGACUGGCCCGAAGCGCAGGAAGACCAAGGGGCACCGUGCUUACGUUUGCCUUCACUGUCAAAAACCACCGUGGUCGAAUCGAGUGCCUGGAAACGCCAUACACCAUGCAGAAACGGUUCACCGGGCCCUUAUGAGGGUAAACGAGCCUGAGCCUGGCCCUCCAUCUAGCCCAUUAGCCUCGGGCAUUUCGUUUGGUGAUAUUGAUCGCUAUAUCGUCUCUCGUCCUUCGCAAGCUGCUCUGCGCAACUGUUUUAAUAAGCAAGCCUAUAUUGAGGCAGUUGUAGGACUUCUCACAAGGCGAAGACUGCCCUUUUCGGCAGUUGAGUACUCUGAGCUACGAGACCUGGCUCUUGCAUGUAAUCCAGCCGUUGGAGACCUUCUCAUCACCGAUCGAAAGCAGGCUAUGGGCUAUAUUAACUCGAACUACUCGUUAUACAGCUCACGGCUCGCCGAGAGCGUGCCUGCUAUAUGCGCUCAAUGGGUCGAUGACGACUUCAAGCUUCAGAAAGCACUACUAGGACUGCCAGAGUGCAGAUAUAGCCAUUCUGGUGCUACGCAGGCUACGUUGAUUGCUGGUACGCUACGCGGGUUCAAUAUUUCUGCUCCCAAUCUCGGCUAUUAUGUAGGCGAUAAUGCAGCGUCAAACGACACUUGUUUAGAGGAGCUAGCAAAGGUCUUAAAAGCGGAAUCAGGUGUCAAUUACCCUCACAAACGCCGCAGAAUUCGCUGUAUUGGCCAUAUCAUCAAUCUCGCCUUACAAGCAUUCCUUCUAGCUCGCUCAAAAGAAGCUCUGAGAGCUGCACUCGAAGCUACUGCUGAUGAGCCCGGUUCGACUAUGCUAGAGGAGUUCUCGCAGCACCUACAUGAGCUGGGUUCGGCGCAGAUUGUGGAACAAUCCCAUACCACGGCGCAGCAAGAACAACAGCUGGAAGAGCGGGAGGAGCAGCCCGCCAGAAGGUCAAUAAAAGUGAGAGGCAAGCGAGCCGCAACAACUCAUCAGCAGGCCGGAAACAACGAUGAGCGCUUCGCUGGCUGGCAAGGCAUUCCAGCCCUAGCAAAACUUCAUGCACUUGCAGUCUAUAUACGUAGCUCCGCUCUACACAAUGAUCAGUGGUACGAUGCUGUAGGCAAGCAACUAGGUAUCGAUAAUAUCACCAGAUGGUCCUCGUGGUAUAAAAUUAUCACAAUCGCGGUACAGAAGAAGGCACAGAUCAUCCAGUUUACUGCUGAUCAUGAUAGUGAUCUCGAAGGCAACGCCCUUACAAGCAGGGAUUGGCAAAUGCUAGAAAGAACGCUAGAAUUUCUUCAACCUUUCCAUGAGGCCACGUUAGAAGCUGAGGGCGAUAUGGCUCACUACUUGCAGCUGAUUAAUCGCGAUGAUCGCAUCGUUCAUUCCAUUGACAUGUGCUGGUUUAUACUUGACAAGUAUUACACAAUGACUGAGGAUGUCCCCGUAUACGCCGCAGCCCUCCUCCUCGAUCCUUCUAAACGCAAGAACUAUAUAGAAGAAUGCUGGCCCGAGGAAUGGCACGAGGACGCCCUUGCGGCCGCGCGCAGUCUCUGGGAGGAAGAGUACAAUCACGAUGUCGAGGUACAGCUCUCGGAGCAAUCCUUGGCAGCACCUGUUUUAUUAAAGCGGAAAAAGGAUACAAUGCUUUCGAAGAUGCGCUUAGAGCUGCGAAACAAGACGAUGGCGAAAGCACGCGGCAAGGAUGAUUUUGAUAGCUUUAUCUCAGAGGCUCCUAUCACACUCGCAGAGGGUGUUACACCCCUUCAAUGGUGGUGUAGUGACGACGUUCGUACGGCAUACCCACGGCUUAGCCGUAUGGCUAUCGAUAUCCUCUCCAUACCAGCAGAGUCAGCAGAGCCAGAGCGGAGCUUUUCGGGAGCUAGGCGCACAGCUAGAUGGGAUAGGUUACGGUUGCUGAUUGACAGCAUUGAGAAGAUUGAGUGCAUCGGCAACUGGUUGCGAGAGGGACAUAUUAAACCCUCUGCCGAGGGUGGGAUAGGCUUACCCUGCGACCCAGAGGUCAUAGAGGGUGAUAUAUGA
Pochonia chlamydosporia 170 is the source of this 2259-nucleotide messenger RNA. RefSeq lists its product as hypothetical. The transcript is spliced from 7 exons. The record is from RefSeq and is a predicted model, not a curated record. Lineage: Eukaryota; Fungi; Ascomycota; Sordariomycetes; Hypocreales; Clavicipitaceae. Gene Ontology annotation, molecular function: protein dimerization activity. Bases 1 to 2259 code for a protein of 752 amino acids.